AUGAAUGAUACUAAUGACAUUCUGAAUUCUCUUCUAAUUCUUAACGGUAAAAAUUGGAACCGUUGGAGCAAGCAAAUGAAGUCCUUGUUAGACUUUCAUGAAAUCCUAGAAGUGGUUACUAAUAACAUCCAUAAGCUCGCUGAAAAUGCAACUGAUACUCAGAGUGUCGCGAACGAGGAGGCGAAGAAGAAAGACUGCAAUGCCGCGUAUUGCAUUCUAUCAGCAGUAGAUUCAGAGAAUUUCGACAAGAUCUCUCAAGAUGAAUUGGCGAAGGAGACAUGGAAUAUUCUUGUCAAGUACUAUGAAGGAGGCGAGAAAGUCAAAGUUGUCAAAUUGAAGAAUUUGCAACGGCAAUAUGAAUUGAUGCGGAUGAGAGUAGAUGAAAAUAUUGCAUGCUAUGUGUCGAAGGUGCAUAAUCUCGUCCAUCUCAUGAAGGAUUGUGGUGAAACCUUAACUGAAAAGAUGAUUGUUGAAAAUGUAAUGUGGAUUUUAAAUCCUCGAAAAGAGGAGAAGGAAACUCAUAUCAGGAAGACAAAGAGAAAAAAAGGUGUGGAGUUUUAUAACUGUGAAAAGUGGGGUCACUUGGCCAAGAAUGAUUGGUACAAUAAAUAUAAGGGAGCAACAAAAAGCAAGGAGGAAGGAGCAAACCUUGCACGCCAAGAUUCAGAUGAUUAUGAAGAUAUGGUGGUUAUGGCUGCAUUUGCAGAUGACCAUAUCGACUCCAAGAUCUGGUUCCUCGACACGAGUUGCUCGAAUCAGAUGAUUGGUCUAAAAGUUUUAUUAGCAGAUUUCGACUCGUCGAUGAAGAGCAGGGUCAAACUUACUAAUAAUAUCUCGUUGCAAGCAAAAGGUAUUGGCAACAUAGUUAUUCACAGGAGCAAUGGGGGAAAAGCCAUGAUUAAAGUAAUCUACGUACCUGGAAUGAAGUGA
Messenger RNA from Lathyrus oleraceus (garden pea), 930 nucleotides. RefSeq lists its product as uncharacterized. Lineage: Eukaryota; Viridiplantae; Streptophyta; Magnoliopsida; Fabales; Fabaceae. The record is from RefSeq and is a predicted model, not a curated record. The coding region runs from base 1 to 930 and encodes 309 amino acids. The transcript is spliced from 2 exons.